Molecule: messenger RNA, 408 nt
Organism: Striga asiatica
Lineage: Eukaryota; Viridiplantae; Streptophyta; Magnoliopsida; Lamiales; Orobanchaceae
Source: the annotation of a GenBank genome assembly
AUGCACAACACUAGUAAAAAGGCCAAAUAUGCAUUCCUUUUCUCGUUGCUACUCUACGUAGCGACUUUCUUUGGGCCAAGCGUCGAGGCCCGAUUCCCCAACUCAGGCAAAUUGGACCUUCCCAAGGAGAAAAUCAUGAGGCUUCGAUUCUACGUACAAGAUUGGACCGGCGGCGAGAAUGCCACUGUUUGGACCGUGGCCUCAUUUAGUUUGACCCAAGUCUUGCCAUCGGCUUUUAGGCUUCUGAGCGUAGAUGGGCUCGGGAGAAGUGGGCAGGAUCCAGGGUGUUAUCGGGCAGGAGAAUAUGCACGAGAUGGCCCUAGUUAUGUUGGUCAACGUGGUUUUCACGCGCGGGAGUAUAAGGGGAGCACCUUAAGUAUCGUGGGGAGGAACCCACUGGAUGAUGAG